GAGACAUUCGACCCCGCCAAUCCCGAGGCCUGGGAGUCCUACGCGGAGCGGGUCGAGUUCUACCUAAGGGCCAACAAGGUCACCGACGCAGGCUCAAAGAGGGACGUUCUCCUGAGCAUCUGCGGGCCAGCCACGUUCGAGAUUGCCAAGGGUCUCUCGGCUCCCGCCCGCCUCACGGAAAAGUCCUACGAGGAGAUCAUCAGGCUCCUCACCGGCCAUUUCUCGCCACAGCCUUCGCGGGUGGCCCGUCGGUUCCUGUUCCACAGAAGAGACCAGGCCGUGGGGGAAUCGGCCGCCGAUUACCUGGCGGCUCUCCGCAAGAUCGCCGGGAACUGCAGCUUCCCACAGCUGGAAGACACCCUGGCCGACCGAUUCACGUGGGGCCUCCGCGACGAGAGGCUCCAGCAGAAGCUCUUCGCCAAGGAAGAGCUCACCCUCCAGAGCGCCUUCAGCGAGGCGGGGUGCCUACUAUGGGGAAGUAGGGUGGUGAUUCCGCCCCCGCUGCAAAGGCGUGUUCUAGAAUACCUCCAUGAGACCCACCCCGGCAUAGUUCGUAUGAAGGCCCUGGCCAGAAGCUACGUCUGGUGGCCGGGAAUGGACGGGGAAAUAGAGAGUUGGGUCCGCAGGUGCCAGACGUGCCAGGAGUCGCGGCCCGAGCCUCCCAGCGCCCCCGCCACUAGGUGGGAGUCCACCAGGAAACCAUGGUCGAGACUCCACCUCGACUUCGCGGGGCCAUUCCAGGGGCAGAUCUUCAUGAUAAUUGUGGACGCCUACACCAAAUGGCUCGAGGUCAUCCCCGUAGGGUCCACCUCGUCCGCAGCCGCAAUCCGAGCAUUACGCAGGGUCUUAAGCACACACGGUAUCCCGGACACCAUAGUCUCGGACAAUGGGACCGCUUUCACGUCCGCAGACUUCCAGGCGUUCCUCCAACGAGCGGCAUUCCUAUUCGACAAUAGGAUCACCCCCAACCCGGUCACAGGGGUUAGCCCGGCCGAGCUCCUCAUGGGACGAAAGCUCAUAACCCGGCUGGACAGACUACACCCUUCCAGACAGCCGGGAGCCACCUCGAAGCCGCCCCAGCAAAAAAGCACCAUUUUUGCAGUGGUCUCUUUUUCAGCCGGGUGGAUCGUCUUUGAGGACGAGGAGAGCUGCAUUGCUCGGGUGCCGAGCCGAGGCCGUAGUGAGGGAGCGCUUGCGGGCCGUAGUCGUGGCGCGAGCAGGGCUAAGUUUUUUAAGCAAGCACGGGGCGAGCGGCAGCGCAACGCGAGGGCUCUUUGGAGUGGUACAACGGUUGGUGUGGACAUGCGGCAGGAGCGUGACCGGGAGGACGAGACUGAUACGGAGGUGGUAGGCAGCGAGGAGCACGGCACUUUUGGAACGGAGGGGGAAGCAGUGCAUCCAGCUCCGGCUGUGGCAGUGGCGGUCUGCCCUUUGGGGGUAACGGUACACCCAGAGGACUUUGAUUUACUGGGUUUUGCAUUUGAAAGGAAGUACUACAUCGAUAGGGCCCUGCCCAUGGGCUGUUCAGUGUCCUGUGCUGCUUUUGAAAGGUUUAGUUCCUUUAUGGAAUGGGCAUUGCGGGCAAGGUUGGGAUCGAACAACACUGUUCAUUACCUUGAUGACUACCUUUUUGUGGGCCCCGCCGUGUCUGGACAAUGUGCCAGAUUAUUGCGUUCAUUCGAGGACCUUGCCCGGGAGCUUGGGGUGCCAUUGGCACACGAGAAGACAGAGGGCCCCAGUUCAGUCCUUACUUUUUAA
Molecule: messenger RNA, 1758 nt
Organism: Heteronotia binoei (common prickly gecko)
Lineage: Eukaryota; Metazoa; Chordata; Lepidosauria; Squamata; Gekkonidae
Gene: GIN1
Product: gypsy retrotransposon integrase 1
Exons: 7
Biological process (GO): DNA integration
Molecular function (GO): nucleic acid binding
Source: RefSeq, a predicted model, not a curated record